AAAAUGCAGCAUUUGUUACAAAUAUUUAUUCUGUAUUUGUUUAUUUUAAAAAUAUUUGGAGAUAAUGUUGAUGAAAAUUUUCCACAAUAUCCAGAAACAAAACAAUUAUAUGAAACUUAUGAUUUUAUCAUUGUGGGUGGUGGUAGUGCUGGAUGUGCGUUGGCGAAUCGUUUAAGUGAAAUUGAAAAUUGGAAUGUGCUUUUAAUUGAAGCAGGUGGAGAAGAAAAUAAGAGAUUAAUGGAUAUUCCUGGAUUAGCACUUCAAAACCAACACACGUAUUUUGAUUGGUGCUAUAUGUCUGAACCUUUUGAAGAAGCUGGAUUAAGUUUAAUUAAUCAAUCGAUAUGUGUUCCCCGUGGAAAGGUGUUGGGAGGUACAAGUGUUUUAAACCACAUGGUAUAUCAUAGAGGCGCACCUGCGGAUUAUGAUCGUUGGGAAAAUGUUUUUGGAAAUCCAGGAUGGAGUUUUGAUAAUGUGGAGACGUAUUUUAAAAAGCUAGAGGAUGUUGCCAUUGAUAGUCCCAGCUUGCCUGAUUAUUUUGGAAAAAAUGGUCCAUUACAUGUGGAAUGCGCAGAAUAUCGUAGCAAAUUGUAUCCAGCAUACAUGGCGGCGGCGCAUGAGGCUGGUAUAAAAUCAGAACUUUUGCUUGGGCCAAAUCAAAUUGGCGUUGAAUGCGCAUGGAAGACCACAAAAAAUGGAUAUAGAUUUAGCUCUAACAGAGCAUAUUUGGUACCAAUUCGUCGAAGAAAUCUACAUUUAAAACUGAAUAGUCAAGUUACUAAAAUUUUAUUUAAGGGAAAUGUAGCUAUUGGUGUUGAAUUUGUGUGUGCCAAUCAAACUUAUACAAUUUACUCCAAAAAGGAAGUAAUUUUAUCAGCUGGUGCCAUAAAUUCCCCACAGCUUUUGAUGUUAUCUGGCAUUGGACCAAAGCAACAUUUAGCUGAACUCAAAAUACCGCUACUGAAAGAUUUGCCUGUUGGCCAGAAUUUAAUGGACCAUGUUGCUAUUUUGGGAUUACAAUUUGAAAUAAAUGAAUCCCCAAAUGUUGUAGAAGAUAAGGAUAUGCAACUGAAAGAAUUUUUAUAUAAUCAAACAGGUCCGCUGUCAUCAUAUCCAGCUGAAACAAUCGUUUUUUCACAUCUGUCAAAUGGAAUUCCACAGUAUGAAGAUGAUUUUGUUACCUCAACAUACGAGCAGCAAAAUCAUGAGCUUUACCACUUUAGUUCUGAAACUUGGGCCGAAGCAUUUCUACCAAAUAAUCAAAGUAAAGGUGCAUUUUAUAUAUAUCCAGUAUUGUUUAAGCCAAAGAGUCGUGGAAGCAUUCUUUUACGGGAUAAUAAUCCAUUUUCCCAUCCACGAAUAUUUCUUAAUUAUUUAACACAUCCAGAUGAUAUCUCAUAUUUAGUAAUGGGUAUUCGAGAAAUUCUUCGAAUAUCCGAACAGCCUUCUCUACAAGCAUUCGGCACCACUUUAUAUAAAAAUAAACUUCGAGCAUGUAAGCAAUACGAAUUUAAUUCGGAUGAUUAUUGGAUCUGUCAAAUACGUCACUUAUCAACAUCACUUUUUCAUCAAAGUGGCACAUGUAAAAUGGGCCCUAAGGAUAAUUUAGAUGCUGUAGUUGAUGCAGAAUUACGUGUACAUGGUAUAGAAGGGUUACGUGUUAUUGAUGCUAGUAUUAUGCCUGAAAUUCUUGCUGGGCAUAUUAAUGGUCCCGUUAUUAUGAUUGCAGAAAAAGGAGCUGAUAUUAUUAAACAAUUUUGGGCGAAUCGUAAAGUCGGGUAAUUUUUUAUGUGUUAUAUGUGAAUAUUUUGUUUUAUAGAUUUCAUUAAAAACAAUCAAACUCACAUAAGCUUA
Chrysoperla carnea is the source of this 1854-nucleotide messenger RNA. RefSeq names its product glucose dehydrogenase [FAD, quinone]-like. Lineage: Eukaryota; Metazoa; Arthropoda; Insecta; Neuroptera; Chrysopidae. Gene Ontology annotation, molecular function: oxidoreductase activity, acting on CH-OH group of donors; flavin adenine dinucleotide binding. The transcript has a single exon. The coding region runs from base 4 to 1782 and encodes 592 amino acids. The record is from RefSeq and is a predicted model, not a curated record.